Paramuricea clavata is the source of this 2541-nucleotide messenger RNA. NCBI's taxonomy places the organism in Eukaryota, Metazoa, Cnidaria, Anthozoa, Malacalcyonacea, Plexauridae. The record is from the annotation of a GenBank genome assembly.
AUUAUAAUUAUAAUGUAUGACAUGUAUGCUAAUGCACUCGUGUGAAAUUUCACUAAGGUCAACAUGACUUGCAUUAUCCAUUUCUUCAUUUAUUGUUAAAAUUUAGCUAUGCAAAACAAACUAAAAACGUAUUGUGUUAUUUUCUGUAGUUAGAAGUUAUUGGAAUACACAUUGUUGAUGAGUUUUCUGAAUCCACCGAAUGGCCGAACAGAGAUGGCCGUUUUUGAUUUAGCUGAUAUCAGAAGCGAAUUAGCAUACUUAAGAGUCGAAGGGCGAAAAGUUGGAUUGUUGGCAAUGCGAUCCCCAUUUGCAUCUACAUCCGCAUCCGUAUUCACUAGUAGUUGUACUUCUCCAAUGUUCAGGUUUGUUUGUAGUAAAAUGUUAAGCUUGAACUCGGAACUUUCUGCGUGUUGCUAUUACCAUUCACUUUAUUAAUUUCUCAAUUUUGAUUGGUUAAUCAAUUUACUUGCAAAUAACUGCGUGCAAAUAAUUGUCUGAGCAUGCGCAUUAAUUAAACACGUUGCUCAACUGCAAAUAAUACUCGGAGCAUACGCAUUGGCUUCAAUUUUGCACUAAACAGGGCUAAAACAGGGUGGGCCGGGUGGCUUGGCGGACUUGAUUUCUCAAGUUUUUCGAAAAUAAUUUGUCUUGCUUUCUGGCAGAAAAUCAUGCACAGAAACACGAGAAGCUAAACUAGAAUAGUUAGAAAUGUUUGCAGAAAUAUCUACAAGAGAAAAAGGCAACGAAAACUUUUAAAUCAACAAAUCAACCUCAAAUAACCUCUUGAUAUUGUGAAUGAUAAAACCAGGGAUAUUUUCAAGCACUUUUCUACUACCGGUAUACAGUAGUAAAUACUCAAUCUUCAAUUGAGUUUUAAAACUCAAUCUUCCUCCAGAAUGACUUUUUUUUUCACAAUUUGAUUUUUUUUAAUGUAAAUGUUCAAUUAAAAACCUGUUUAUCUAUAUAAGUAGGGUUACAGAAUUGCUAAUCGCCAUUAUACACUGCCUGAAUCAACUUCCUUUCUGUGCUAGCCAGCUGAUGGCCAAACUAGAUUCUGAAAAUGCCAUUUCCGACGAUCUAGAUAAUUCAAAGUUUCAAAGUUUUUGCGCUCGCCACUAACGAUGGUGGCGCCUCCUGGAACUCCCCCUUCCAAAAUGUAAACACGUGUCUGCAAUCAUCAAUCGCUCAUGGCGCAAGGGAAGCGAUGCGUUUUCAAAUUCUGAUGUGCUUACAUAUAGACGGUUUAUUAUGGUAAAGCCAUUCGCUGUUUGGCACCAUGUAUGCUUGAGACCCAAAAUAACUUACAAAAGGAUUGCGUUCUUAUUUAAACUUUACCUUUUGUAAACAAACAGUGAAUUUCAACGGAAAAUUUUAAAAUUAACUGCAAGUACGAAUUAUUUGAUACUAUACGAAACGUACGUAUAAUUAAACAUCUUUCAGCGUAGAAGUAAGCACCACAGAAGAUGUUAUUAUGAGUGGAUAUCUUAAACGUUUACAUGUAUAACUGACAAUAUGAUCAAAUUUCCGUAGAUGAAAAAGAUGAAACAUUGAAAGAUUUGGUAAAGAUGGCUGUGACGGAAAGCCUAGAAACAGCACUACAGGCUUUCAAAGGAAGUGUGGAGGAAGCAUUGAAAAGUCACAUGAGCCACCAAGGCUACAUCGAAACAGCAGUUGAAGAGGCGUUGUUAAGCGAAAUUCUUGAAUUUGUACGCUGCAUAAUUUGCAAGGAGGCAACAAAUCCGCCCAUUGUCGUAGCCACGUGUUGUGAAUCAAUUAUUGGCUACUACCAAUGCGCAAAAACGUGGCGAGACUCUGGCAAAAAUACAUGUCCUAAAUGUAGAGAAGAAGGCUUCAAUUGCUCCACAAUAAACUUAAAAGGCUUGGACAACUUUCUUCGAGGAGUCCAUUAUUGAUACUAUGUAUGAUUUGUAACAGUAUGAUUUGCGUGAACUGUGUAAACAUGAACAGAACGUUAUAUACAUGCAGUAUCAUGUGUUUUAAGUUUAUAGUUCAAUUAAGUUGGAUAGUUGUCUUGUUAUGUUCAGAUAUGCCAUGACUGAGGAACAGAAAUCAGUGUCCUCGUUGUUGACGUGCUUGCGAUAUGUUACUUCCCAGUUAAUAUUAUUGUUAUUAUACUGUCGUUCUCUUUCGCGUUGCAAUGUUGGCCUUGCUGACAAGGGGUCUCUACCAAAAACAGGAAAUUGGGUAAUGUUUCCACCCAUCUGCUCAUAAUUCGUAACGGCGCCUCUUCACUUGUCGGAACGAAUUGGUGUGAAACGUGAGAUGCUCUAUUGUUGCUGUUUCGUAGAUUGAUAGGCUUUCCAGCCCCUGUGCGGUAAAAAUAGAAUAUGUAACUAAAAUUGUACUUUACAACGGACAAGCUGAUCGAUACUGCCGGUUGAUACUGCCAGUUCUUCGUGAAAACAUAAAAAUAUGCAAAAUUUUAUUAAACCACGUAAUCUGCUUGCGUGUUUAGAAUUUAAUUCGUACAUGCAUGAUUAGUUAACUACCUGGAAUGGAGUGGUUAUUCCAUGACUGAAC